AGUUGCGUGCUCACUGGCAUGCAGAUAAAUGUUGAAACUGCGCUGUGCUCUGACUUGCAUCUAGGAAAAUACCAGAAGACAAUUAGACAUUGCAGCCCGGGUCCUCAGUCGGGAGGUAUGUCCAUAUCAAAUGGAUUCCAGCAGGAUUCCUUGCAUAAAUGGAAAACAGACCACCGAUUCGCAUCGAACACUACUUCCUUUCUGCUAUGAAAGAGUGCAUAUAAUACUAUUCCCAGGGGAUACAGCUUGCAAUGACCUUGCUCGUGUUGCAGAGGCCUGGAUCUGCUGAUAGGUACAUCAUGGUAUGAUGGAGACUGUAGCACAAGUGAAUGCUGGUGGUAGCGUCUGUCAUCUGCUGUCAUACCAAGAGAUAUGGAUAUGGUGGAUGGGUACAGCUGGAUCAUCACUGCAAGGGACAGGCAAGGAUGAUGAAGGAUGGAAAGGUUUUUAGAGUUAUUCAAGAGAACUGCUGGGAUCCGGAAGUACGGAUCAAGGAGAUGGACCUCUCAGGAGUCACAGUCCAAGUCCUUUCCACAGUCCCUGUAAUGUUCAGCUACUGGGCCAAACCUCAGGAUACUUUAGAUCUAUCCCAGAUAUUAAAUAAUGACUUAGCUGCUACAGUAAAAAAGUACCCCAAGAGGUUCGUUGGCUUGGGUACGUUACCUUUGCAAGCUCCAGACCUGGCUGUGAAGGAAAUGCAUCGGUGUGUGAAUGAACUUGGCUUUCCUGGAGUACAAAUAGGAUCUCAUGUCAACAAAUGGGACCUGAAUGCACCAGAACUGUAUGAUGUUUAUGCUGCUGCUGAGCAAUUAAAUUGCUGUCUUUUUGUACAUCCCUGGGACAUGCAACUAGAUGGAAGGAUGUCCAAGUACUGGUUUCCAUGGCUGAUAGGCAUGCCAGCAGAAACAACUAUGGCCAUUUGUUCCAUGAUUAUGGGAGGAAUUUUUGAAAAAUUUCCUAAGCUUAAAGUUUGCUUUGCACAUGGAGGUGGAGCUUUUCCAUACACAGUGGGGCGAAUCUCCCAUGGAUUCAACGUGCGCCCUGAUCUGUGUGCAGUGGAUAAUAAGGUGGAUCCAAGAAAAUACCUUGGUUCAUUUUACACAGACUCUCUUGUCCAUGAUAGUGGUGCACUAAGGCUUCUAGCAAGUGUAAUAGGAGAGGACAAAGUUAUUUUAGGGACAGAUUAUCCUUUUCCACUGGGAGAACUGGAACCUGGAAAACUGAUUGACUCAAUGGAAGAUUUUGACCAUAAACUGAAGGAUAAACUCAAGGCUGGCAAUGCUCUGGAAUUUUUGGGUCUUAGCAGAAAACAAUUUGAAUGACUAUGAAGAUAUUAAAAAGACCAAACUUCAGAUAAAACAUUGACUCCUUAGGGAUACUUCAACUUUGCAUGUGCAAUUGUACUGUGAAAAAUAAAUUUGACAAGUAUG
Molecule: messenger RNA, 1430 nt
Organism: Anas platyrhynchos (mallard)
Lineage: Eukaryota; Metazoa; Chordata; Aves; Anseriformes; Anatidae
Gene: ACMSD
Product: aminocarboxymuconate semialdehyde decarboxylase
Biological process (GO): secondary metabolic process
Cellular component (GO): cytosol; cytoplasm
Molecular function (GO): carboxy-lyase activity; hydrolase activity
Source: RefSeq, a predicted model, not a curated record